Messenger RNA from Odocoileus virginianus texanus, 1907 nucleotides. It is a transcript of the gene LAPTM4B, whose product is annotated as lysosomal protein transmembrane 4 beta. The record is from RefSeq and is a predicted model, not a curated record. Gene Ontology annotation, cellular component: lysosomal membrane. Lineage: Eukaryota; Metazoa; Chordata; Mammalia; Artiodactyla; Cervidae.
ACAGCCGCGCGGGGAGCAGGACCGACGGCCGAAGCUCCUGCGAACUUGGGCGCAGAGUCGCGCCACUGCGCCCGCGGCCCAAGCGAUGAAGAUGGUGGCCCCUUGGACGCGGUUCUACUCCAACAGCUGCUGCCUAUGCUGCCAUGUCCGCACCGGCACCAUCCUGCUCGGCGUCUGGUACCUGAUCCUCAAUGCCGUGGUACUACUAAUUCUGUUGAGCGCCCUGGCUGAUCCAGAUCAGUACCACUUUUCAAGUUCUGAACUCGGGGGUGACUUUGAGUUCAUGGAUGAUGCCAACAUGUGCAUUGCCAUCGCGAUUUCUGUUCUCAUGAUCCUUAUCUGUGCCAUGGCUACGUACGGAGCAUACAAGCAACACGCGGCCUGGAUCAUCCCAUUCUUCUGCUACCAGAUCUUUGAUUUUGCCCUGAACACCUUGGUUGCGGUCACCAUACUUGUUUAUCCAAACUCCAUCCAGGAAUACAUACGACAGCUGCCUCCUGAUUUUCCUUACAAAGAUGAUAUCAUGUCAGUGAAUCCUACCUGUUUGGUCCUCAUUAUUCUUCUGUUUAUCAGCAUUAUCUUGGCUUUUAAGGGUUACUUGAUUAGCUGUGUUUGGAACUGCUACCGAUAUAUCAAUGGCAGGAACUCCUCUGAUGUCCUGGUUUAUGUUACCAGCAACGACACUACGGUGCUGUUACCCCCGUACGAUGACGCCACUGUGAACAGCGCCACAAAGGAGCCGCCGCCCCCGUACGUGUCUGCCUGAGCCUGGAAGUCGGGCCGAGCGAGAGCGACAGCUGGACUUUUCAUCAUCAGAGCAAUAGUUCUUUAAUUUUUCUUCUGAGAUGAGCUCUCUGAGCUUAUCUGUUGCAGAAAUGCUACAGUUUAAAAUUUUAGAUGUUAAGUUGAAACUCUGUAGUUUAAAACCUAUGCUUUAGCUGGAGCACCAUGAUAGAGUAACUGUAGAAAUUCUCUCAGUGGGGUGGGGUGGGGUGGGGUGGGGGGGGCUCCCCUAGUCUUCCCUUGGCAUCAGAGCUACCCGACAACCCGGAUGAAUCUUUUGUCCGCGGUGUCUGUAGUACGUGCUGAGCCCCAGAGUCGAAGACUUUCCAAUGCUUUUCUCUUCACUCCCUGUUUCUCUUUUGAACGUGUGUAAUCAAGUCAAAAUUAGUGCUUUUCCUUGGCCAUUCCAGUUUAUAGAAGAAACCCUUAGGAGGACAGGAAUGUUAUUUGUGUAAGGAGUCUAUAUAAAUACAUAAAUAAAACAAGAAUUUCCUUAGACAUUUACGUUAUGCUUUAAAUUCGGUGACAGUUUUUGAGUUUGCUGGUCAAGGAUUUUGAUCGUGGGCCAAACUGAGACCCUCUGAUAAUCCAUGGCAGGGCGGACAGUCAGUGGCCGCCCUGGUGGCUGCUCUUGUCCGCGCGCGUCUGGGGUCACAGUGUGGCAUGUGGGGGGAACUGAUGGAUUUGGUCCUUUGUGGUGUCAAGUCUCUCUCUGCUCCCCUUUUCCCGUCCCCGCUCAGAAACCCCUCUCGCUCCGUGUUCUGCCCUCGCCUGCCUCGGGGAGGACACCCACCACCAGCCUUUGUCAGGUGGAAUUACUGAUAUAUAUUUACCUGACAAUAUGAAAGAAGGUUUUCUUCUCUCCCUACAAGGUCAACCUGCUACUGUGAACUUCUGAGUAUGCCUUGUGAUCUUUUAAAAGUCUUCUGAAAAAUGGGAGGCGGGGACUGGAGGGGAGGUUGCUUUCCUUGUGAAAUACCCUUAUCUUAACUACCUGAAUUUCCAGAGGUUUUUAUAUAUCUACACGUUCAAAAGUCACAGCUCUUUAUUUUGUUCAUUAUUGGAUGUGCUUGUAAAUGAAGUCAUUUGCAAUUAAAGUGAGAUUUUUCCCACAUUCAAGAAGA